ACGUUGGCUGUGUUCUACACAAAUUCAAACGUGAUUCUCCCCGAGCUGUUGACGUUAAAAACAAAGCUGAAAGAAACACCAGACAAUUAUCUUUUUGACAGACUUGUUUUGCGUUUUCACUGGAGUUUGAGCUUUUUUACCGGGUUUUAGGUGACUGUUUAUCUCACUGAAGGAACACAUAAGAGAACAAACGGCCAGGAGUAAGAAAACCGCUUCACUAGCUAACGUUAAACAGGCUUUUACAGUAGGUUUUCUAUCUUAAAAAGAUCUACUUUAAGUUUAAAGUAGUGUAAAUGUACAUGUGUGUAGCAGAGUCCCCGCUGUGUAUGUAGUUUUAGUUCUUUGUGUUGAGGUUUUGUUGACAUGUAGCACCAGCUGUUGUGAUGAAUUCUGCUGAGAAACGAGACAUCAGAAUCAAACGGGUCUCGUCUAGGAAGAGAUCUCGUGAGAGCUCACAGAUUCACCUGACACCUGAGAGGAAGAGAGGACCUGAGAAAUGUCCUCAGAGCUGCAGGAUCAGCAGCAUCAUGGCAGAACAACAAGAACAGGCUGCAGAGUUCUGCAGCGACAGUGAGGAUCUGUUCGGGGACUACGACAGCCUGCUGCAGGACAGCUCGCUGCUCGCCAAGCUGGACAACGCCGAGCAGAGCGAGAGGCAGCGAGACGUCCAGAGAGACUUCACCAACCUGAGAACGAAGACCAGCGCAGACGUCCUCACCGACUCCAUCCUGGAGGCCCUCGCAGAAGAAGAUCUCCCUCCCAGCAUGCAACAGUUCCAGGAUCAGGUCCAGGAGACGAGGAGCCGUCUGCAGGGCGGGGAUCAGACCUCCACCCCGCUCAAAAACAUAGAGACCUCCACCUCUCUGAGGAACAAAGAGGACAGUAGACCCCCCAGAGGAGGAGCAUCGAGGAGGAGCGUGGCGGACGCCCUGAAGAGGGCGAUGCUGGGGAACGCAGCGUCUCCGGCGGCGGCGUCCCGCAGCGCUGCUUUAAAGGAGGCCGUUCUGUCGGAGGAGAUCAGCGUAGCCCGGCAGGCCAUGGAGGAGGUUUCUGCAGAGACCCCCGACCUCGGGCCUUUCUUCGGACUGCCCACCAGAGUCAAGGAGCUCAUGCUCCGGCUGAAAGGGAUCCAGAACUUAUACGAGUGGCAGGAGACGUGUCUGAACCUGCAGUCGGUGCAGCGCAGAAAGAACCUGAUCUACUCUCUGCCGACCAGCGGAGGGAAAACGCUGGUGGCCGAGAUCCUGAUCCUCCGAGAGCUGCUGUGCAGGAGGAAGGACGCUCUGUUCAUCCUGCCCUACAUCUCUCUGGUGCAGGAGAAGGUGCGAGGGUUGGCGAGCUUCGGCGUGGAGCUGGACUUCCUGGUGGAGGAAUACGCCGGCAGUAAAGGGCGAUUUCCUCCGGUAAAGAGGAAACACAGGAGGUCUCUGUACGUCGCUACGAUAGAGAAAGCCCACAGCCUCGUCAACUCGCUGAUUGAGAACCAGAGGAUCGAUGACCUCGGGCUGGUGGUGGUGGACGAGCUUCACAUGUUGGGCGACGGCAGCAGAGGAGCGAUCAUUGAGAUGACUCUCGCUAAAGUUCUCUACACGGCCAAGUCCACUCAGAUUAUCGGGAUGAGCGCCACGCUGGGAAACAUCAGAGACCUGCAGACGUUUCUAAGAGCGGAAAACUACACCAAUGACUUCCGGCCUGUGCAGCUGAAGGAGUAUGUUAAACUGCAGGGCACCAUCUAUGAAGUGGACCCAAAGGAGGAGGACUGCUUUAGAUUCUCUCGUCUCCUCAACUUCAAGUACUCCAGCUCCAUGCAGAAGCUGGACCCGGACCACAUCAUCGCCAUGGUGACCGAAGUGAUCCCAACACACUCCUGUCUGGUGUUCUGCCCGACCAAGAAGAACUGUGAGAACGUGGGGGGGAUGAUCUGCAGAUACCUCAGAGAGGACUUCCUGCGCCUCCACGAGCCGGAGAAGGUUCUGCUCCUCCGUCAGCUGCGGGAGAGUGGGGGGGGCUCGGUGUGUCCAGUGCUGAGGCGCACGGUCCCUUACGGUGUGGCCUAUCACCACAGCGGUCUGACGGGGGAGGAGAGGAGGCUGCUGGAGGAGGCGUACUCCUGCGGCACGCUCUGCCUCCUCACCUGCACCUCCACCCUGGCUGCAGGAGUCAACCUGCCCGCCCGCAGAGUGAUCCUGCGCUCCCCCUACGUGGCGGCAGACUUCCUGAAGAGGAGUCAGUACAAACAGAUGGUGGGCCGGGCAGGGCGGGCUGGCAUCGACAGCGAGGGAGAGAGCAUCCUGAUCCUGCAGGACAAGGACCGGCUCACGGCUAAAACUCUGGUGUGCGCCCCGAUGGAGAGCUGCUUCAGUAACCUGAUGCUGGACGAAGGGAAAGGCCUGCGGACCCUCAUCCUGUCGCUCAUCGGACUCAAUAUCACCUCGUCCGUGCAGCAGCUGCAGGACUUCCUGCGCUGCACGCUGCUGUUCGUGCAGCAGAAGCAGCUGUGUGUGCAGACCGGCCUGGAGGAGGCGCUGCAGCACAGCCUGCACUUCCUGCAGGAAAAGGAGCUGAUCACAGCCGAGGGAGAGACUCUGAGCGUCACCCGGCUGGGGAAGGCCACGUAUAAAGGCUCGGUGGACCUGCUCUACAGCAGCGUGCUGUACAGAGAUCUCUCUAAAGGUCUGGAGGGUCUGCUGCUCAACAGCUUCCUGCACCUGCUGUACCUGGUCACUCCCUACGACAUGGUCCAUCAGUGCAAGCCCGGCUGGAUGCUGUACUACACACAGUUCACGCUGCUCUCUGCAGCCGAGCAGAGGAUGUCUGCGUCCGUCGGCGUGCCGGAGAGCUUCGUCGCCAGGAAAGCUGCGGGACAGACGGUCAGGAAGAGUGCUAACAUGGAGGUGGUGUCCCGGAUGUACCUGGCUCUGGUUCUGUUCUCCCUCCUGAAAGAUCUGAACCUGUGGGUCGUGUCGGAUCGUUUCCAGCUGAGCCGAGGAUUCAUCCAGAGUUUACUGAGCUCCUCCUGCUCCUUCUGCUCCUGCGUGCUGCACUUCACUGAGGAGCUGGAGGAGUUCUGGCCGUUCAGAGCUCUGCUCACGGAGCUGACCCGCAGGCUGAGUUACUGCGUGACCUCUGAACUCAUCCCUCUGAUGGAGGUGGCCGGAGUCAUGGAGGCCCGAGCGAAGCAGCUGUAUAACGCCGGCUACAAAACGCUGACUCACCUGGCCAACGCUGACGCAGCAGUCCUCUCCAACACCAUAGAAAACCUGCACCGGAAACAGGCCAAUCAGAUCGUGGCGUCCGCUAAGAUGCUGCUGAGUGAGAAGGCGGCCGCUCUGCAGGAGGAGGUGGACGACCUGCUGACACUGCCCAAAGACCUUCCCUCUGCAGACGCUCUGAGAUCACUCUGAUUUAUUCUGUUUGUGUAUUAUUGUUUUCAUGUGUUAGGAAUACACAUCUGCUUAAAAUCAUGUGCAAAAGGACAACUGUAGAGACUGUACAGAGAGUAUUUAACUACCAAUAAAAGCGGCUGGACCUUUC
Messenger RNA from Eleginops maclovinus (Patagonian blennie), 3534 nucleotides. It is a transcript of the gene helq, whose product is annotated as helicase, POLQ like. The coding region runs from base 384 to 3404 and encodes 1006 amino acids. The record is from RefSeq and is a predicted model, not a curated record. NCBI's taxonomy places the organism in Eukaryota, Metazoa, Chordata, Actinopteri, Perciformes, Eleginopidae. The transcript has 19 exons. Gene Ontology annotation, molecular function: ATP binding; nucleic acid binding.